AUGAGUACGAAAUCCGAGCAAAGGGCACCACUACCUCGAGCUACAGAUGCGAUCACGAAGGUUGUCAAUGGUGAUGCAACAAGUUUGGCAUCGACCAACGAUUCUAUCAAUGGUUUCGAAGAGAAUGGUGUUUGUGAACAACAACAACAUUCGCAUGACAUCGAGCAGCAACAGCAUGUCGUCGGAAGUGCGCCUGCGUGCUCAACAGUGAAUUUGGAGAACGGGGUUAUAGCCGGUGCAGGUGAGCUGUCACCAUCGGCGUUGCGAAGAAGUACGCGCGCUUGUGCGCUCAGAGCAGCCGAACGUAUCAAGCUUAAGGAGAGUCUAACGCCGAUCAUCGACGGACUAGCAUCACAGAGUGGUGAAGGAUACGUAUCGGGUGACGACGAUUUGGACGAGGGCAAGCGACCUGCUAAGAAGCGGCGGAUGGCUUCAGGUUAUGUGCUAGAUCAGUCGAAUUGCAAAUUCGGUAUCAAAUUGGAAGGGGAUGAGGUAUUAUUGAUGAGCGACGAAUCUGAAGUGUCAAGUUUGAAUGAUUUCGAAACGGAACAACUCAAAAAGAGUUAUGAGAAAAUCCUUCAUAGAGAUAUGCCCGAGGAACAAAGAAGAGAACGAGAAUUAUUAUUGAAAGCAAUGGAAGCUGAUUUAAGGCUCGAGGAGGCCAAGCUUAUGAUGCUCAAAAAGUUACGACUCAGUCAACAAGUUUCUGUGAGACAGCUGCAAGAUGCAAACGUACGUAAGAUGACUGCAAACGUGGCUCAGAAUGGAAGUGGUAAUGCUUACAAACCACCAGUCGCCACACCACCUACACGUUCUGUUGGUUGUUCACAUAAUACUGUUCAUCCGAAAGCAUCAACGUCGUCGAAUACAACCACGACGUCGUCGUCGUCUGCGUCAGCACUUUCGUCGCGUAACGCAAUUAAUACGGCUGCGGCCUUGAUGAAGCUAACCCAGCAACAACAACAAAUGCUACAGAAUGCUGCUAAAAGUGGCCUACUGAAUUCAGCUGCUGCGCAAGCGAUUCUUCAACAAGCACAACAACAUGCUCAGUCAAAUGGUCGAAUGAAUCAUCAUCAUCAUCAGCAGCAGCAACAGCAGGCGUCUGCUGCUCUCUCUCAGCAACAACAGUCUCGACUGAAUGCGAUCGCACAGUCCACUGCACGAGAGUCGGCUGUCCAGAAAGCAGCUGCAGCCAAACUAGCACUUCGUCGUCAACUCGAACAACAGCUUCUUCAGAUACCACCACCGCGUCCGCCUCCCCCCGAAAUGCAGUUCAUACCAAAUGGCAGUCAACCGGAUUUCUGUUAUUUAUUAGGCUUGGACAUCGCAGUUCAAAGGCUUCUUAAAGACAAAAAUGCUACCAAGCAUGUAUCAGAGGGACCGUACAUUUGUGAAGAGUGUGGCACCGAUUACACACCGUUAUGGAGAGCAAUUGGUGCGAAUGAAGACUCAUUACAUCUAUAUUGUGAAGCUUGUGUGAAAGCUGCGCAAAAGAAGAAAAUGCGACAAGAUCAUACGGCGCUACUUCGAAAAGCGUUCAACAAAGUACUGGAGAAAGAGCAGGAAUUAGAGAAAGAAAUCGCUGAAGGAAAGUACGAGACAAUUGUACCUUCUUCAUCGACGCCUCGUUCUGCGACACCUGUGGCAACACCCCCUCCGAAACAUGCCACAAAAACCACACCUAAUUCGGGUAUUUCCACCAGUAAUCUCAAAACAUCCGCUAGUUCAUCGGCACUUUUGCAUCAGCAGACCAAAUCGCAAGCUCACAAACGACCAGCAUCGAAUGCACCAAAUAUUGGCUCGCCUUCAGUCACCACUCAGAAUGUCGCUGCUGCGGCAGCAGCAGCCGCAAUUGCGGCAGCUGCGGGUGGAACAACGUCAAGUAAUUUAUUGCAACAACAGAUGGCUGCCGCAGCAUUCAGGCAUACCAAUCCAAUGCUUGCUGCCGCAAUGAUGGCAAACCCCUUACUCAGUGCACCUAAUAUGCUACAGAUGCAGUGGAAUCCUUUGAUGCAGCAACGAUUACCGAAUUUGGCUAUGGCCGCACUCGCACAGGCCGUUCAAAGCGCACAACAGAGUAAUGCUGCUGCAGCUGGCUCAGGCGCCGCAGCCGCAGCUGCAGCCAAUCCUUUGGCUGCACUUGCCGCUUCCAUGAACCCGGCGGCCGCUGCAGCACUCUUCAAUAACCCACAGAUGGCCAGGCAGUUGCAGCAAGUCUAUCAAGCCUCCCAAAGGAACUUUUUGCUCGAGUAUGCCAAAAGUCAGAUCAAAAAAUAG
Anisakis simplex (herring worm) is the source of this 2277-nucleotide messenger RNA. The record is from the annotation of a GenBank genome assembly. NCBI's taxonomy places the organism in Eukaryota, Metazoa, Nematoda, Chromadorea, Rhabditida, Anisakidae.